Molecule: messenger RNA, 1695 nt
Organism: Andrographis paniculata
Lineage: Eukaryota; Viridiplantae; Streptophyta; Magnoliopsida; Lamiales; Acanthaceae
Exons: 4
Coding region: 92-1489 (465 amino acids)
Molecular function (GO): acetylglucosaminyltransferase activity
Source: RefSeq, a predicted model, not a curated record
CGUCGUCGUUGAGAUGUUAGUUUCACUGCAUCAAAUAAAAACCAACCUACAAAGCUAGGAUUGAUCUGUCUGUGUGUUUGAGAUAGACGGAAUGGCGCUUCGGAGAACCGGGACUUCCUGCACAUCGCGCCUCCGCAAGGUUGAGGUCCGGGACUGUGCCCUAGUCGUGUCGGCCGUCCUCUCGGCCACCCUCCUCCUCUACAUACACCUUCUCGACCUCCACCAACAGACGACCAUUUCUUCUCCUGCUCCUCCAUCGGGGCCAUUGCCCCUCCAUCACCUCCUCUUUUCCAUCGCGUCUUCUUCUGCAUCCAUUCAUUCCCGCGCCUCAUACAUCCGCGUUUGGCACGCUCCAAUUUCUCGACUCAACACCACUUUCCUCUUCCUGGAUCGUCCGCCGCCUCAGCCUCAGCCGGCAGCCUCUCUCCCUCCCAUCAUCAUCUCUCCGAACGCCUCGUCGCGUCACAUCGGCCACCGCAUCGCUCGAGUCGUUAGAGAUGCUGUUGCCCUUGACGUUCCAGGGAUUUACUGGUACGUUUUUGGUGACGACGAUACCUUGUUAUUUACUGAGAAUAUAGCGAGGAUCUUGUCCAAGUAUGAUCACAAUCAGUGGUAUUACAUUGGGUGUAAUUCCGAGAGCUAUGAACAGAAUGACAAAUUCUAUUUCGAUAUGGCGUUCGGCGGUGGCGGGUACGCCAUUAGUGCCCCUCUAGCUAGGGUUUUGGCACAGGUUCUUGACUCUUGCCUAAACAGGAAUGCCCAUUUGUAUGGAAGUGAUGCUCGGAUUUUCUCUUGCUUAGCUGAGCUUGGCGUCCAAUUGACAGUUGAACAAGGAUUCCAUCAGGUUGAUGUUCGGGGAAAUCUUCAUGGAUUGUUGUCUGCACAUCCAUUAUCACUCAUGGCAUCACUGCAUCAUAUAGAUGCUGUAGAUCCCAUCUUCUCUUUCAUGAGCAGGACUGAGUCUUUAGAACAUCUUUUCAAAGCUGUGAGUCUUGAUCCUGCCAGAAUUUUCCAACAGACAGUUUGCUAUGAUGCAAACAGUUUGAUAACCGUAUCUGCAUCUUGGGGUUAUGCUGUUGAAAUAUAUGAAGGAAAUCAACAUCUUCCUGAACUUCUUUCCUUUCAGAGAUCUUUUAGGCCAUGGAAAAGAGGGAAAAAUGUGGCCUCUAGCCGGUUUAUGUUUAACAUGAGGGAGUACCCGAAUGAUCCAUGCAAAAGACCUGUCGUUUUCUUUCUGCAUUCUGCAGUUAGAGAUACAGAUGGGGUAUGGACCAAUUACACUAGACAUGAGGCUAGAAAUUGUACUAGAGCCAAAGUUAUUGAGAAAUUUAAAGUAGUUCGUGUUUUCUCGCCUGUUGUAAGAUUUGAUAUGGAACAGAUGAAGGCACCCCGUCGUCAUUGCUGUGUUAUUUCAUCAUCUUCAGAUGAAGACAUAACCAUCCAAAUAAGGAAUUGUGGGAUUUUUGAACUAAUUGCCAUGAGGGGAUAAAUGUGGUAUUUCCUUCUUAGUGAUAUACUGGAACUAUAGUUGACACGUGAAGCUUUCUUUUAGUCCAGAUUUAUCAGCUUCAUCGAAUGCUUUAUCUUCAAAAACUUCACUUGCACAUAUUGUCUUUGGCAUUGCUUCCAGUGAGAAGUCUUGGGGGACUAGAAAAGAUUAUGUUAGGCUGUGGUGGAGGCCCAAAGAAAUGAGGG